CUCCACCCUGUUCUCAUACCUUCAUACCUGAGAUUUGUCAGUAAACACGUGUUCCUCUUCCUCAUCAGCAUGAACACAAAAAGAGAACGCUCAGUUCAAUCUAGAUCAAACCAACAAGAUCCGCUGAGAGAGGACACACGGAGCAGGAAACAGCACUAAAUGUGAGUUUUCACAGCCGACAACGUUCAAGUGCGUGGAUGGAGUGACUGAUUAGCUGCUUGGACAGAGUUUCAACUGAACUGAGAAGCAAUGUCUUUCAGCAUGAAAGAGGACCUCUGUUGCUCCAUCUGUCAGGACAUCUUCAGGGAUCCUGUUGUCUUGUUCUGCAGCCACAGCUUCUGUAAAUGCUGCCUGAAUAACUGGUGGGAAGGGAAAAUAAUCCUGGAGUGUCCGCUUUGUAAAAAACCAUCCACUACGAGUGAUCCUCCUUGCAACUUGAGUUUAAAACAGCUCUGUGAGGCGUUCCUACAAAGACAAAGGAACAAGGGUCCACCAAAACCAAGGUUUCCCAGCAUUCCAGAACCAGAGGUUACCUGCCGUCUGCAUGGUGAGAAACUCAAACUCUUCUGUGUGGAGCACAAGCAGCCUUUAUGCAUCAUUUGUCAGCAUUCAGAUGAACAUGCUGGACACAAGUUGAAACCUAUUACUGAAGUUGCUGAGCUUCAGAGGAAAGAGCUCAAAAAGACUCUGGAGCCAUUACAGGAGAAGCUGAAGGUCUUCAAAGAAGAGAAAGAAACCUUGGGUCACACAGCUGAACAUGUUAAGCUCCAGACCCAACACACCGAGGGACGCAUCAAGGAGCAGUUCAGGAAGCUACGUCUGUUUCUUAACAAAGAAGAAGAAACCAGGAUUGCUGCUCUGAGGUCAGAAGAAAGCAAGAAGACUCGUAAGUUAAACCUAAAGAUUGAUGCCCUGAAUAAAGAGGUUGAUGCUCUUUCACGCACAAUCAGAGACACAGAAGAAAUGCUAAAAGCUGAAGAUGCCUCGUUGCUGCAGAGCUUCAAGACCGCCGUACAAAACAUCCGACAGCGCACCCUGCUGGAUAACCCAAAGCCUGUCUCAGGAGCUCUGAUAGAUGUGGCCAAACACCUGGGCAACCUGGGCUUCAACAUCUGGAACAAGAUGAAACAUCUGGUGUCCUACACUCCUGUGGUUCUGGAUCCAAACACAGCAAACUCUGAGCUCAUCCUCUCUGAGGAUCUGACGAGUGUGAGAUGUGGGCAGAAACAGAGCCUCCCCGACAACCCGGAGAGGUUUGACUUCUUCCGCAUCGUCCUGGGCUCUGAGGCCUUCAUGUCAGGAACCUACAGCUGGGAUGUUGAGGUCGGAGACAACACAGACUGGUUUGUGGGCGUGGCUUCGCAGGGCGUCCAGACAAAAGGAAUUCAUCCAACCCGUUUAUGGAGAAUCGGAUGCCUAAAAGGUAAAUACAUUGCCCGGGCCCUGUCGGAACCCUCCACGGUUCUGUCAGUGAACGGACAGCUGAAGAGGAUCAGAGCCGUUUUGGACUGGAACAGAGGGAAGCUGCUGUUCAUCGACCUCGACGCCAACACGGUCAUUCACACCUUCACUUAUUCCUUUACUGAGAAACUGUUCCCGUACUUCAACACUGCAUCCGCGUCCUCGUUGAAGAUCAUACCUGAAAAUGUCUCUCUGAGGUUGAACUUAAGCAGACAGUAGUGCAGCAUCAAACCCUGCAGCUGCUUUAUGGUCAUCAAUGCAACCAAACAUACAGAGAAUCCACCAUCCUGCUGAAUUAUUAACACAAACGCUUAAAGGCUGAUUUUAUGUAGAUAACCAAUCAAUGCAUGAUGGAUUACAAAUGUAUAGAAAUGUUGCAUAAUCUAUUGAAUCCUACUAAAGGCCCUAAAGUAUUAAAACUACACUAUGUUCUCUAGAAACAUUAUAACCCGCUUAGUGCCAUACUGUCAGUGAAAUUAUUAUUGUUGUUACUUUUAUUUGGUGUGUUUUCUCAUAUGUCAUUUCAACCGAUUGGAGUGUGUUCAUAUGGACCAUCUGAAUAAAUUCGCCUAACACUCUGUCGAUCAUUAAAGAAAUAUAUAAGUCUG
This is a messenger RNA of Fundulus heteroclitus (mummichog), 2069 nucleotides long. RefSeq names its product tripartite motif-containing protein 35-like. Gene Ontology annotation, molecular function: zinc ion binding; protein binding. The transcript has a single exon. The record is from RefSeq and is a predicted model, not a curated record. NCBI's taxonomy places the organism in Eukaryota, Metazoa, Chordata, Actinopteri, Cyprinodontiformes, Fundulidae. The coding region runs from base 250 to 1680 and encodes 476 amino acids.